GCAGAUCUGAUGAAAACAAUAGAGCCGAAACCAAGUCCCAACAGAUCUGAUCCGACUCCGGCGUAUCUCACCCCUAAUGUGGCCUUCCGUCGGCUCCAUCUAUCCUCUCAAACCAAACGCCCUUAUACUCGUCUUAUGCAUUUGACCCAGCUUCUUCACUGCUCAAAGUCUCGUUGCUGCCGGAAAUAACUCCAGUCCAAGCUCUGCCCCGCAUCUCCGUCCGGACGUAUCCCGGCCGUGCCACGGACUUUUAAUCCCUAUUAGGUAGAACAUACUCUAAGUGGAGUGUCCAAGGUGUAUAGUGUAGUGCCUCUGGUCUGACGAACGAUAUAUCCCAAAGUUUGGGUUGUCUAAGCUUCCCACGGAUUAGCAUUUUUUUGAACAUGAUGUGUAGUGAGGAUAUAUCACUCGAGGGGUUAGAGGAAGAGCUAGAAGAGUGUAAAAAUGAUGAUGUAGUUGCAAAUAUACUAUCUGAAGGCAUGAAAUUAAGGGAAUAUACAAAGGGAGUUGAAAACAAUUUACGGCAGGUUGAACUAGACUCAAUCCAGGAUUACAUAAAAGAAAGCGACAAUCUAGUCUCACUUCAUGAUCAAAUUCAUGACUGUGAUAUAAUUCUUUCACAAAUGGAAGCGCUGCUUAGUGGGUUUCAGACAGAAAUAGGCUCUAUAAGCUCAGAUAUAAAAAUCCUUCAAGAGAAGUCUAUGGAUAUGGGACUGAGGCUGAAGAAUCGCAAGGUGGCGGAGUCAAAACUGUCAAAAUUUGUUGAAGAUAUUAUUGUUCCACCAAGGAUGAUAGACAUUGUUACUGAUGGAGAGGUUAAUGAUGAAUAUAUUAGAACUUUGGAGAUUUUGAGUAAAAAACUGAAGUUCGUUGAAGUAGACCCGAUGGUUAAAACAUCACAAGCCCUAAAAGAUGUUCAACCUGAACUUGAAAAGCUAAGACAGAAGGCAGUAUCAAAGGUGUUUGACUUCAUGGUUCAGAAAUUAUAUGCAUUGAGGAAACCAAAAACAAAUAUACAGAUCCUUCAACAGAGUGUUCUUUUGAAAUACAAGUUUAUUAUAUCCUUUCUCAAGGAGCAUGGAAAGGAGGUGUAUCUUGAGGUUCGAGGAGCUUAUAUUGACACAAUGAACAAGGUUUUAAGUGCACAGUUCCGUGCUUAUAUCCAAGCACUAGAGAAACUGCAACUGGAUAUAGCAACGUCUAGUGAUCUAAUAGGUGUUGAGACAAGAAGCAGUGGCCUUUUCUCCAGAGGGAGAGAGCCAUUAAAGAAUCGGUCUGCAGUGUUUGCUUUGGGGGAAAGAAUCAACAUUCUCAAGGAAAUUGAGGAACCUCCAUUAAUCCCACACAUCGCUGAAGCCAGUUCAAAGAAGUAUCCCUAUGAAGUUCUCUUUAGGAGCUUGCACAAACUGCUUCUGGAUACAGCCUCUUCUGAGUACCUUUUCUGUGAUCAUUUCUUUGGGGAACAGUCUAUGUUUUAUGACAUAUUUGCAGGUCCUUUUGCCGUAAUUGAUGAACACUUCAACUCAAUCCUUCCAAAUUCAUUUGAUGCAAUUGGUCUGAUGCUCAUGAUUCGAAUCAUUCACCAGCAUCAGCUUGUAAUGUCUCGCCGCCGAAUUCCUUGCUUGGAUUCAUUUUUAGAUAAGGUCAAUAUUGCGUUAUGGCCUCGUUUCAAGAUGGUAUUUGACUCGCACCUCAAUAGCCUGCGAAAUGCUAAUAUCAGAACUCUCUGGGAGGAUGAUGUUCAUCCACAUUAUGUCAUGAGACGUUAUGCAGAAUUUACUGCCUCACUUAUUCAUCUUAACGUUGAAUACGGAGAUGGUCAGAUUGAACUCAAUAUGGAGAGGCUUAGAAUGGCUGUUGAUGAUUUGCUAGUCAAGCUUGCCAAAUUGUUCCCUAAACAAAAGCAGCAGACAGUGUUUCUAAUAAACAACUACGAUAUGACAAUAUCUGUCUUGAAGGAAGCUGGUCCAGAGGGUAGCAAAUUUCAGCAGCAUUUUGAGGAUUUACUGAAGAACAACACUGCUCUAUUUGUGGAAGAGCUACUGCUGGAGCACUUCAGUGAUCUUAUUAAGUUUGUUAAGACAAGAGGAUCCGAGGAACCAAGUUCAGGAUCUCAAAGGCCCCCUGCCAUAACAGCCUCUGAGGUCGAACCUAUAGUCAAAGACUUUGCAAGCCGAUGGAAGGGUGCAAUAGAGCUGAUGCACAAUGACGUAAUCACUUCUUUUAGCAACUUCCUCUGUGGCAUGGACAUUCUUAGGGCGGCCUUAACCCAGCUGCUUCUUUAUUACACGAGGCUUUCGGACUCUAUGAAGCGAAUUGCAGGUGGCACUGCUCUGAAUAAGGAUCUCGUUUCCAUAUCUUCAAUCAUGUAUGAGAUCAGAAAAUUUUCGCGGACCUUUUAAUAUUGCUUCUUUCAGACAGCUGUACCCUUUUACGGUCAGAGAUCUGAUGAAUAUAUUACAUAAAGGUUAAAUUGUACGAAGUAUUUUGCUUCAAUAAUUGUGUGAAACUUUUCCACAUAUAUCCAUAUUACUUCAAUUUGUCUUCAGUGAUUUUUACUUAAAAAUAACUAAAAUGUGUUCGUUACAUUG
Messenger RNA from Cuscuta europaea, 2591 nucleotides. Lineage: Eukaryota; Viridiplantae; Streptophyta; Magnoliopsida; Solanales; Convolvulaceae. The record is from the annotation of a GenBank genome assembly.